GAAAAGCCUUGGAGGCUUAUGGAACUAUGUGUGCAUAAUUAACUCAGAUUGGUGUGUUGUAGCCAGACUGAGUUAUUAACACAUCUGUCUCAAAAUGGAUGCAGCUGUGACUGACAGCUGCACGUCCCCACCCAGCCCUGAUUUUAGUCUGGACUCAUCCAGUCCGUUUGCAAAUGGCCUGCACUUUGAGUCUAUUCUGUUUGAAGACGAGGACGAGGAUGAAGUUAUGGAUCCAGAGACAGUGUCUCGGCUGGAAAGAGCCUCGUGUGGCUCAACAAGAGAACAUACAACAAAUACAAAUUUAAAGACAAAAUUGGAUGUCAAGCCGAGAAGCAAAAUUUCAAAGGCUCGCUCCUCCUCGGGGAAAGAAGUCGUCUUUGAAGACAAGUCUAAAAGUGAUUGUGGGCUUUCUUCUCUUGUGAGCAGGCCUGCCGGGAUUGUAAUGCAGACAAAAAAAAUGAAAAGAAAGGCUCUACCACCAGUAAAAUAUUUGGAGGGUGAAGUUAUAUGGGCUAAAUUCAACCGUAGACCAUGGUGGCCCUGUCAGGUGACUGUUCACCCAGUUGAGGGAGUUUACCACAGAAUUAAAGAGCCACCAGAUCGGACCAAUCGUCAGUAUUUCCUCAAGACGUUUGGGGAACCUGAAGAACAAGCAUGGGUUCCUGAGCGAUCUACUCAUAUAUUUGUGGGUGGAUAUCAGUUUAACAAUCUCCCUUUUGUGAAAGGAAGUGGACGCCAACAAGAUGAAAACGCCAGACACUCUAUACCCAAGCGUUUUCUGAACUCUUGGAGAGCUAGUGUGGUUGAAGCAGAAGCACUUCUCCUGGAGAAACCAAGGGUCACCACUCCAUGCUCAGACUUCUUCAAAACAAUCUCUGAAGGAACCACAAAUAACACAGAAAACAAAGUGUCUGUGCCGGUGGAAUUACCCAACAUUAGUCUUCUGAGCAAUCGGACAGUUACACAGAAAGACCACAUGAACACCUUACCCCAUAAUCAGGGGUCUAAAAACAAAAAGAAACAAAGAAAGUCGUCAACACAUUUGAAACAAUCUGAGGAAUUUCAUUAUGAGAAGGAUACGAUUAUGGAAGGGUUGGACAGUCCCUACUCUGACAUUGAUUCGGUACCACAGAUCCGCAGAUGUCCCAAAAGCUCUGAGCGAAUAUCAAAUAUCAAACAAUCAAACUCAACCCCAAGUCAGCUUCCCAUUACAAAUGACAAAGAAAUAAAAAAGAAUGUGGAGAACCAGGGUGGCCUUUGGUUCAGCAAAACAGGGAAAGGUCAAGUCAAUGGGGGACUCGGUCGUGCUGGAAUUAAAUCUGUGAAUUGUUCUUUUGGGAGGGUAUCUUGUAAAAUUAAGAUGCCAGAUUCAGCAAGCAUGAAAUCCAAGGACAAUCAAAUCACCGGACUUGAACAUCUAUCAAACGAAGCCAGGAAAGCUCUUGGUAGGAGAGUCAAGUGCCUUCCGGCAAGUAGUCGCCUGAUGACGCGAGCACUGAAGGCAAUGGAGGAGGAAGAGUGGAUAAAGAAACAACUGGUAAACCAAGAGUCAAUCUCAAAUGUUGAAAUGGGGAAUUGUGUGUCUUCUUCUGACUUUACAUUACAUGAAACAACAGAUGUAGACGACAAUGGCUCUUCACAGAAGAUUCCAACUACCGCAAGCUGUGAUCAGAAAGAAGACUCAAACUUCAGCACACGCACCCAGCUAUCAUCUGAUCUUCAAAGUUGUAAAGACAAUGAACAUUCAGUCAAAUCUGAAGAUGAAACUUCUUUGAUAUCUCAAGCACCUGUUGCCGUUCAUUCAUCCAAAUUCAAACAAGAGAGUCACAUUUCUGAUUUAUCUUCUAGUUCCACUCCAUCUUUGUGCCUAAAUAUGGAAGAUAUGGAGAACAUGAAAGAAUUAACCUUCAAAUCACUAGCAAAUGAACAGAGUGGCCAGCCUCUGUCGUUUCAUCCUGAUGCAAACUAUAAGUUUAGCACAUUCCUAAUGAUGCUCAAGGAUAUGCACGAUACCCGGAAAAACGAUGGAACAGCAUUGGUAAUAGAACCGUUACCCCAAAAUGAACUUAUUAAAGAGGAGCCAUCACUGAUUCCGAAUGUGAAGGAUGAGCUGACCACAGUGAACACAGUAGUUACAAAAAAAUGUCAAUUAGGCAAAAUCACAUCCAAACAGAAGAAGAUGAAGCUGAAGUCUGGGACAAAUAGUAUCCCGGAAAAUCAUCUAAACCCUAUAGUUUCAAAAAACGCUCAAAGACACAGUAAAAAAAUGAGUUCGAAAAAGAAAACCACUGUGGUCACAUCAAACAUCCACUCCAAAUAUUCAUAUGACAAACUGAUAUCUGAGCUUCACCUGCCCUCAGAGGAACCAGAGACCUCAGCUAAGUUCUCAGCUAAUGUGCCCAAAAAGCGUUGGCAAAAGUUUGACCAAGUCAAUAACAAAGCGUUGCAUGCAGACGAAGGAGGUUGUGUUCAAGAGACAAAACCAUUACCCUCAGAAAAUUGUGAAGUUUUGGUGGGUGGCAUAGAUAAGUCUUUUUCUUGUGUCCCCGAGAAGCCAGCUUCCAUCAAUGCAUUAGAAAAUACUCAAGCCAACUGUCAAACAAAUGACACCCCUACAGAAUGUAAACGUAUUCGAAAACCUAGCAAAAGACUCAUAGAAUGGACCGAGGAAUACGAUCAAUUGUUUUCUACUAAGAAGAAAGCAAAAAAGAAACCUGAGUCGUUUACUAAGGUCGAAAACCACAAUUGCAGUGGUCCAGUGGAGAAGAUAUCUGGCGAAAGUAUACAGAAUCCUCAGGUAACAGAACGAGGUGUGUCGAGACCCCUGCCAGAAUUACAGACUCCUCCUCCAGAAGACUUGUCUCGGAGCACUCCCUCAAUAAAUACCACGCCAUGUCAAGAGAGUCAAGUGUUGUCUGUUGACACGCUAACUCCACCUCCAGAAACAAUCCCAUCACCAUGUGCUGAACUCUGCCAUGGGGAGCAGCUUCAAAGACAAAAUGCUUUGGCCAUUGGUGAUGGUGUGUGUCUAAGCACUAAGAGACAACGGAAACCCACCAAAAAGAUUCUAGAAAGCUCCAUUGAAGCCGAACCAAUUCUCAUUCCUAAAAGAAAGGUGAAGUCACAGAAGAUGUGCUCAUCUGGACAAUCUACAAGAUCAGGAAUGGGACAACAAUCAUCAAAAAGUAAGAACAAGCUGUCUUCUGAGUCCAUCGACAAACCAACUGACCCAAUACUAAAAAGCACAGAGAUGGAGAUAAAAGUUGCCCCUGCAAUGCCUCAUCCAGUUGACCCAGAAUCAGCAGAGGACGACUCAGAUGCUCUCAGAUGCUCAAGUUCAGAGAUGUUUGAAUCUAGUUAUGGCUUGUGUUCCGAAAGAGAAGAAAAUCCACAAUCUGAUGAAGGACUCUCGGAUAAUAAAAGACUCUCAGAGGAGAACGGUGGCAGCAUCUUACUCAAGGAAAACGUGUGUCAGGCAUGUGAGAAGCAGGGAGAUCUCCUUCUGUGCGAAGGCCAAUGCUGUGGGGCAUUCCACCCACAAUGCACUGGUCUGAACGAGCCUCCCACAGGAACAUUUUUAUGUCAGGAGUGCACGUCUGGUAUACACUCAUGCUUCGCUUGUAAGAGCCUGGGUGAGGACGUCAGGCGCUGUAUGCUUCCUGGAUGUGGGAAGUUCUACCAUGGGGAGUGCGCUGCCAGCCAUGCGCCCACUGUACCUCUGAACCGGGCCUUUCGUUGCCCUCUCCACGUCUGCCUGUCGUGUUUCAUCACAAACCCUACCAACCCGUCCAUAUCUAAAGGCCAGCUAACCCGCUGUAUCAGAUGCCCUGUGGCAUAUCACGCCAACGAUAACUGCGUUCCUGCUGGGAGUGCCACACUCACCCACAGCAACAUAGUGUGUCCCAACCACUUCACACCAAGAAAAGGCUGCCGCAACCACGAGCAUGUCAACGUCAGCUGGUGCUUCGUCUGCUCAGAAGGAGGUAGUCUGCUGUGCUGUGAGUCAUGUCCCGCGGCAUUUCACCGAGAGUGUCUCAACAUCGACAUGCCAGAAGGCAGCUGGUACUGCAACGACUGUCGUGCUGGAAAGAAACCGCACUACAAGGAGGUAGUGUGGGUAAAAGUGGGCCGCUACAGAUGGUGGCCGGCAGAAGUUAGCAAUCCCCAAACCAUUCCUGAGAAUAUCCUACGCAUGAGACAUGAUGUCGGAGAGUUCCCAGUGCUUUUCUUCGGCUCUAAUGACUACCUGUGGACUUACCAAGCCCGUGUUUUCCCUUACAUGGAGGGUGAUGCCAACAGUAAAGAGAAAAUGGGAAAGGGAGUUGACUCUACCUAUAAGAAAGCUUUGGAAGAAGCUGCUCUAAGGUUCAAAGAACUGCAGGCGGAGAAAGAACUACGGCAGCUCCAGGAGGACCGACAAAUUUACAAGAAACCUCCACCAUACAAACAUAUUAAGGUGAACAAACCAAUUGGCAAAGUGCUGAUCAUCUCAGCUGACCUUUCGGAGAUUCCCCGUUGCAACUGCAAAGCGACAGACGAGAACCCCUGCGGUAUGGAUUCAGAGUGCAUCAACCGCAUGCUGCUGUACGAAUGUCACCCAGAGGUUUGUCCCGCAGGCGAGCACUGCCAGAACCAGUGCUUCACCAAACGGCAGUACUGCCAGGUGGAGAUCUUCAGGACACUGUCUCGAGGCUGGGGACUGCGCUGUGUGCACGACAUCAAAAAGGGAGGAUUUGUUAACGAAUAUGUUGGAGAGGUGAUUGACGAGGAAGAAUGCCGUGCCCGGAUUAAACACGCUCAGGAGAACAAUAUCGGCAACUUCUACAUGCUUACGUUGGACAAAGAUCGAAUUAUUGAUGCCGGGCCCAAGGGAAAUGAAGCCCGUUUUAUGAACCACAGUUGCCAGCCAAACUGCGAGACCCAAAAAUGGACAGUCAACGGAGACACACGUGUUGGGCUUUUUGCGCUCACAGAUAUCCCUGCUGGCACAGAGUUAACAUUCAACUAUAACCUUGAGUGUCUGGGCAAUGGGAAGACAGUGUGCAAGUGUGGUGCAUCGAAUUGCAGUGGAUUCCUGGGAGUGAGGCCAAAAAACAACCCCCCAUCAGAUGAUAAAGGCCGUAAACUGAAGAAGAGGUCCCAGAUGAAGCGCAAAUCCCAGCAAGUAAUCAAGGAACGGGAGGAUGAGUGCUUUAGCUGUGGAGAUGGAGGACAGAUUGUGUCCUGCAAGAGGCCAGGCUGUCCUAAGGUUUACCAUGCCGACUGCCUCAAUCUCACCAAGAGACCUGCAGGCCGUUGGGAGUGUCCCUGGCAUCAGUGUGACCUGUGUGGACAGGAAGCAGCUUCCUUCUGUGAGAUGUGCCCUAGUUCCUAUUGUGUCGAACAUCGGGAAGGCAUGCUUUUCAUAUCCAAACUGGAUGGGCGAUUGUCAUGCAGCGAGCACGACCCCUGCGGCCCCGAACCCCUGGAGCCUGGCGAGAUCCGGGAAUGCCCCGGGGAACCUUCCACACCGUACCCUAUAAACGUCAUCAGAGAUGCCAAAACCAAAACCACAACCCGAAACACUAUGGAUGUCCCGCAGGCUCCCUCUCCCCCUGAUAUAGCCCCUCAGGUCUCCUUUAGCCCCCCCAGUAGCCCUCCACCACUUAACAUCUCUUUAAACUGUGCAUAUUCACCCAUCUCUCCCUAUGGAGAAGAAAACGAAGAAGAGGAAGAGAGUUUGAUGAACUUAGAAAUGGAUGGUGAGAAGAGCGUAUCUCAAGAUAAUUCGGAACGGCUGAGGUUAAAGAAGAAAACCGAAGUAUGAAGGUUUAAUCUAUUGACUAUCGAAGCAAACUGACCCGGGGUUUAAAUCUCCCAAACAGACCUCUUUUCAGCCAUGUUCUUGUUUUCUCACACUAACUUUCACUGAGGGUAUCUGGUGUGCUUUGAGUUCCAAUCACUACAACAUCCUUGAAGAUGGUACUCAAAACGGUUUGCAUCUCCUUCUGUAAUCUCUUGCUGAUUUUAUGAGGUUGAUUCGAACUGCACUGAGGAAGAUGACAAUGCUUACGAAAAAAAGAUUCAAACAAUGAUUGAACAGUAUCCACUUCAUACAACGCCAUCAACAGUUACAACAUC
Molecule: messenger RNA, 6120 nt
Organism: Rhinichthys klamathensis goyatoka
Lineage: Eukaryota; Metazoa; Chordata; Actinopteri; Cypriniformes; Leuciscidae
Gene: nsd1b
Product: nuclear receptor binding SET domain protein 1b
Exons: 22
Coding region: 95-5806 (1903 amino acids)
Biological process (GO): regulation of DNA-templated transcription
Cellular component (GO): chromatin; nucleus
Molecular function (GO): histone H3K36 methyltransferase activity; protein binding
Source: RefSeq, a predicted model, not a curated record